CUUAGAAACCACAGGAACAGGAAGUGAGACGCAGCCAGACAUAGCCUAUAAACUUUCUCUGGCUGAUUUCAGUACUAUAGUUACUCUCUUUUAAUUCGUAUUUUUAGUAAUUUGCUGGUUAUCUUCAGAAGCUCCCACUAAAGAUGACUCUGCAAUGGACUGUUGUGGCCCUCUUUCUCUAUGUGGAGAUGAGCAUUCUUGUCAUCCUCUGUAUACCCUUCAUCUCAGCCAGGAGAUGGCAGAGUAUUUUCCAGCUGAGGAUCUGGAGCUGUAUGUCGAGGUUCUGGAACAAAGUGUUUCUCACAAUGAUUAUAAUACUCAUUGUUCUCUUCCUUGAUGCAGUGCGUGAGGUGAGAAAAUAUUCAGCUAAAGAUCUUGGCACCGAUGCCAAGCUGCAGCCCAACAUGUUCGAUCACCUCCACAUGAAGCUUUUCAGAGCCCAGAGGAACCUCUACAUCUCUGGCUUUGCUGUCUUCCUCUGGCUGGUCAUGAAGCGAGUGGUCACCUUGAUAAACCAACUGGCAUCAGCGUCUGGCAGCACGGCUGCUCUUCAGCUGCAGGCUGACAACGCUAACCAGGCUGCCAAGAAAUACACAGAGGACAAUGAGCUGCUGAAAAAGACUCUGAUGGAGGGGAAGGGCGAUAAGGCUACUGCAGAGGGCAUGGAGCUGUUGAGGAAAGAAGUGGAGAAAAUGAAAGAGGCGCUGAAGACCUCAGAAGAUGCUGUGAAGAAGUCCCAGUCCGAGGCAGAUGUAAUGAAGAAGCAGACAGAUGGUCUCGCCAGGGAGUACGACCGACUGCUGAGAGAACAUCAGGAGCUCCAGAAUCUUCAAGAUGGUGAAAACAAAAAGGACGACUAGUUAUCGUAAAGUCCUUUUAAGGUUGACUUUAACCCAAUCAGGACAGAACCAAUGCAACAGGUGCUUGACCUUCAUAUAACACCCUGUGUGUCAGAGUGCAUAUCACAAUACCAGAAUUUGCCACUCUGAGGUAAAGCCUUUUUUAAAGCAUGGAGUCACGUUUUUUUUUAUCAGGACAUCAGAUUAGCUUUGAUGGUUUAUUUGGAGUAAUGUUGAUGGUGUCCUGUUUCUGACUGGUGCUGUUUGAUCUAGAUAAUUGCUUUUUUCUUCUAGUCAUCACACGAGGGACUGUAAUUGGAGAGUUUAGCCAGUAAGUCUGAUCACAGAGCACUUCAUAUGUUAAAGAAUUGUGCAACAAGUAGGGCUGUUUUAUGGUUUGUGGCAUUAGUUUUGCAAAGGGCACAGCGUAGGGUCCAUCAUUUGUUGAAAGCUUGAGCAGUGACAGCUAUGAAUGUAUUUUGAUACUGAGGAUUUGCUUUUUUGUUACUGUAGCAGGAACACCUGCCACUUUAACAACAUUAUGCAAAGUCGUUCUCUGCUGCAUGGCUGAGCAAAUAUAUAAUGUAAUAUAUUUUGCAUGUACAGUUGCACUUCACUCAUUUUUGCUUUAUUCCAGCUGAUUUUAUGUACUUUUAAACAUAAGUAGUGGUGUGUUGGAUUGUGGUUUGAGAUUUCCAACAUCCAGUAAAUACGUUUGUUAUUCUUUUGGUUUCUUACUUAGUUUAAAGUUGUAGACUUGACUUGAAGAAAAUCUGACGUAAUAGAUCUGUGGAUGAAACUGUAUAUCUGUAGGGAUAGAAACCUUAUGAUCUAACUGAAGGUUUACACGUCUUAACUUGAACGUUCCAAUUUGUUGUGUAUUUUCUGCACUGUGUGUUUCAUGCGUAUAAUAGUGAGAGUUGCACCAGGGGAUUUACUGUGUGCUUCCUGAAAGGGGCUGUAUGUUUUUGUUAUAUCACCUUUAUCCAGAAAGAGCCUUGAAACUGAGGUUGUUGUCAACAGAUGCUUAAUGUUCCCCAGCGUUUUUUUUAUAAAUAAAUAAGGAUAUUGGGCUUACAAAAGUUACUUUCAGGUUGCAUAAAUGCCUUUUUAAGUUGAGUUUGGACAUUUCUUCGGAAAUCAGACGAAAGUGCCUUUUAAGGUAAAUGUUCACUUUGUUAAAUAAAGAUACCUUUCUUUA
This is a messenger RNA of Trematomus bernacchii (emerald rockcod), 2040 nucleotides long. RefSeq names its product B cell receptor associated protein 29 (gene bcap29). Gene Ontology annotation, biological process: endoplasmic reticulum to Golgi vesicle-mediated transport; intracellular protein transport. NCBI's taxonomy places the organism in Eukaryota, Metazoa, Chordata, Actinopteri, Perciformes, Nototheniidae. The record is from RefSeq and is a predicted model, not a curated record. The coding region runs from base 144 to 860 and encodes 238 amino acids. The transcript has 8 exons. Gene Ontology annotation, cellular component: endoplasmic reticulum; endoplasmic reticulum membrane.